Acanthosepion pharaonis is the source of this 1206-nucleotide messenger RNA. NCBI's taxonomy places the organism in Eukaryota, Metazoa, Mollusca, Cephalopoda, Sepiida, Sepiidae. The record is from the annotation of a GenBank genome assembly.
AUGCAUGAUGAUCACAAAAUUAAUUUCACCGAUUUACAUCUAUCUAUCUAUCUAUCUAUCUAUCUAUCUAUCUAUCUAUCUAUCUAUCUAUCUUCUUGUUUUUCUUUCUUCAUUGUUUUCUUUCCUAUUUUUCUCCUUUUCUGUAUACUUAAUUUUUAUGGGAUUUUUUCUUUUUAUUCAAAUUUUUAUUCUUUCAUUUGUAUUUCUUCUUCUUCUUCUUCUUCUUCUUCUUCUUCUUCUUCUUCUUGUUCUUGUCGCUUCCCUUCCUUCCUUACUUCCUUCUUUCUUUCCUUACUUCGUUCGUUCGUUCCCCCUUCCUUCCUUCCCGCCUUCCUUCCUUCCCGCCUUCCUUCCUUCCUCCCUUCGUUCGUUCGUUCGUUUGUUCCUUCUUUCCUUUCCUUCCUUCCUUCCUUCCUUCCUUCCUUCCUUCGUUCGUUCGUUCGUUUGUUCGUUUGUUCCUUCUUUCCUUUCCUUCGUUCGUUCGGUCGUUCGUUCGUUCGUUCGUUCGUUCGUUCGUUUGUUCCUUCUUUCCUUUCCUUCGUGCGUUCGUUCGUUCGUUCGUUCGUUCGUUCGUUCUUUCCUUCCUUCCUUCCUUCCUUCCUCCCUCCCUUCGUUCGUUUGUUUGUUCCUUCCUUCCUUCCUUCCUUCCUUCCUUCCUUCCUUCCUUCCUUUCUUCUUCCGUCCCUCCUUUCUUUUGUUUGUUCGUUCGUUUGUUCCUUCUUUCCUUUCCUUCCUUCCUUCCUUCCUUCCUUCCUUCCUUCCUUCCUUCCUUCCUUCCUUCGUUCGUUCGUUCGUUCCUUCUUUCCUUUCCUUCCUUCGUUCCUUCCUUCCUUCCUAGCUUCCCUUCCUUCCUUCAUUCCUUCGUUCGUUCCUUUCUUUCUUCCUUCCUUACUUCUUUCGUUCGUUCGUUCGUUCGUUCGUUUCUCCCUCCCUCCCUCCUUUCCUUCGUUCGUUUGUUCCUUCUAUCCUUUCCUUCCUUCCUUCCUUCCUUCCUUCCUUCGUUCGUUCGUUCGUUCGUUCGUUCCUUCCUUUCUUCUUCCGUCCCUCCUUUCUUUCGUUUGUUCGUUCGUUUGUUCCUUCUUUCCUUUCCUUCGUUUGUUCGUUCGUUCGUUCCUUCCUUCCUUAUUUACAUACAUUUAUAUUUCUCGUUCUCUUCCUUGCUUUAUUUACCCCCCCUUUCAGUCUCUUCCUUCCUUUUUCCUUUGA